AUGGAGGGCACCACGACUUGGUCGACUUUCAGACAACGGAGGAGGAGGACGGAGCCCAAGUUCCCCGGUAGACCGCGUCACAACUUGGUCCGUCGCCAAGGGCCGAAGAUAGCUAUUCGACAGGACGACGGCGAGGAGGCGGACGAAGAGAAAGAAAAGGAGGGCGAGCAGGAGAAGGAAGAGGAGGAGGAGGAGGAGGAAGAAGAAGGGAAGGAGAGCCCGGCUGGAAACAACAGGAAGGCAGAAGAACAGGAAAAGGAAGAGGAAUCCGGAGCGGAAGAGGGCAACGGUGCUCAGCAAGAGGCCGAGUCCAACAGCUCCGCCAGCGAUUCCGAUGCGCAGCAACAACCAGGAGCCCAAUCGAGCGCCAGCAGUGACUCGGAAGAAGAACAACCAAAGCCCUCCGUGUCACCGGCUCCGGGCGCGCCGCCUGCAGCAACGAACCCGCCGAUUCUCCCCACUGCGCCGCCCGCCGCCCUGAACCCGGCCGCACCAGCGAGCUUCCCGCCAGCGAGGGGAUUCAUCACGCUCGUCCCCGGCGCACCGCCCCCGUCAAAUCCUCCGGCCGCGCCACCGUCAAAUCCGACCCCGUCCGCCGCCCCCAACUCGACACCUCCGCAACCGCCUCCGUCAAGACAGACUUCCCAGACGCCUCCUCCUCCGCCUGCUGUGCAACCAUCUACACCACCGCCGCCGCCACCACCGCCUGCAGCAGAAACCCCGUCAGUGAUUCCUUCACCACCAACAGUUGGAAAUGCCGCUUCAGGAACAUCAGACCCGCAGAUCGUGCCCUCCAACGCGCAGAUGCAAGAAAGCAACGGCGCCGUCUCAGCAACGCCGUCACCUGCCCCGGACUCCAACCGCCCUUUUGCCAUCGGGGUCUCCUUCGGUAUCGUCGCCUUGAUCGGCCUCCUCAUCGGCGCCUUCAUCUUCUUCAAGAAACGCCGCGACCGCAAGAAGAAGGUCGACGCCGUCUCCCAAAACAUGCAAAACGCGCCUCCCCCUUCCAACCCGCCCGCCGGUGCAGCCACCUUCCCCCGCGAGUCCGCCAUCCUCCGCCAGCCGAAGCGCAGCACCAAGGAGAUGGAGCAGACCCUCGUCGCGACCUACCGCCAGACCAAGAUCGCCAACCGCACCACCCGCGAGAUGGAAGAGCAGAUGGUCGCGCAGUUCAUGGCCGCCAACGCCGCGAUCCCGGCCCCGCCCGCAAAAGACACCCCUCCCGCCGCUGCCGUGCCGAGGAACAUGUCCACGACGAGCUUCUACUACGAAAAGUCAAUCAACGAGCCCGCCACCAUCAACAACGAGCCGCCAUUCGUCCCGGAGCCGCUGCGCAUCAGCACGAUGAAGCGCCCGUCCUCGCAGGCGGUGCAGUACCCCAAGGUGCCGUACCCGCCGUCCACGUACGAUAUGUACCAGGGCAUCGGCCAGGGACCGUACCGCGAGUCGAUCAACAUCGGGUACCAGCCGUAUAACCCGGACUCCUACCAACAGCCACCGCCGGCUCAGCAACCAGUGCAGCCGCAGCCUCAAUUCCAGCCGCAAGAAUCCCAAUUCCAGCCUCAGGAGUCGCAGUUCCAGCCUCAGCAACAGCCGCAGUACCCUGCCCAAGCCAUCUCGCGAUACUCGCCGCAGUACAACCCGCUACCGGGACAGCUGCCGCGGGCGGAAAGGGGUCCUGAUAGGAAGUUCAUUGGCCCUGGAUGA
Molecule: messenger RNA, 1707 nt
Organism: Colletotrichum siamense
Lineage: Eukaryota; Fungi; Ascomycota; Sordariomycetes; Glomerellales; Glomerellaceae
Exons: 3
Coding region: 1-1707 (568 amino acids)
Source: RefSeq, a predicted model, not a curated record